AUACAACACUAAGUCAUGACAGCAAUAAAACGCAAGUUUAUUCUUUAUAGACAUUAAUUUUACCAAUUUAAUUCGACUAACAAAAAAGCAUUAUGUCGGCCCGAUAUGAUAGAGCGAUUACAGUAUUUUCGCCGGAUGGCCAUUUGUUACAAGUAGAAUAUGCACAAGAAGCUGUUCGUAAGGGAUCUACCGCUGUUGGUGUAAGAGGAGCUGAUGUCGUCGUAUUGGGCGUUGAAAAGAAAUCAGUGGCGAAGCUACAGGAAGAGCGAACUGUUCGUAAAAUAUGUCUCCUAGACGAUCAUGUCGUGAUGGCUUUUGCUGGUUUAACGGCAGAUGCUCGGAUCCUUAUUAAUAGAGCACAAAUUGAAUGUCAGUCUCAUAAACUUACUGUUGAAGAUCCUGUAACAUUAGAAUACAUAACAAGAUACAUUGCUGGCCUGAAGCAAAGGUAUACUCAAAGCAAUGGACGUCGACCUUUUGGUAUUUCAUGUUUGAUCGGAGGAUUUGAUUAUGAUGGAUUACCUCAUUUGUUCCAAACAGAACCAUCAGGUAUUUACUAUGAAUGGAAAGCCAAUGCAACUGGUAGGUCAGCUAAGACAGUGCGAGAGUUUUUGGAAAAAAAUUAUACUGCUGAAGAAGUCGCUACAGAAAAAGGUGCAGUGAAGCUUGCAAUUCGGGCUCUCCUUGAAGUUGUUCAAUCUGGACAAAAGAAUCUAGAAAUAGCUGUAAUGAGACGUGGUCAGCCUAUGCAAAUGUUAGACUCUGAUACCAUCAAUUCUUAUGUGUCUGUUAUUGAGAAAGAGAAGGAAGAGGAGGCAGAGAAGAAAAAACAGAAGAAAUAAUAUUAAUUAUAUAUUAUAAUUUCAGUUCUCUCUUUUAACAUGGUAUGUUAAGGAAUACAUUUCAAAUAAUUAAA
Galleria mellonella (greater wax moth) is the source of this 916-nucleotide messenger RNA. RefSeq names its product proteasome subunit alpha type-7-1-like. The record is from RefSeq and is a predicted model, not a curated record. Gene Ontology annotation, cellular component: proteasome core complex; proteasome core complex, alpha-subunit complex; nucleus. The transcript has 3 exons. The coding region runs from base 93 to 842 and encodes 249 amino acids. NCBI's taxonomy places the organism in Eukaryota, Metazoa, Arthropoda, Insecta, Lepidoptera, Pyralidae. Gene Ontology annotation, biological process: ubiquitin-dependent protein catabolic process.